This is a messenger RNA of Glycine soja, 2354 nucleotides long. RefSeq lists its product as uncharacterized. The record is from RefSeq and is a predicted model, not a curated record. The transcript is spliced from 2 exons. Bases 975 to 2066 code for a protein of 363 amino acids. Lineage: Eukaryota; Viridiplantae; Streptophyta; Magnoliopsida; Fabales; Fabaceae.
AAGCAUAACAUGCUUUUCUUGCCACAGUGGGGCUAUUUCCAGCAAUUGCCUUUCUGUUUUGUUUUAUAUGUGAUUCAUUUGCUUUUUGAGUGCUUUGUUCAUUGUGGCAUGUACUCAUUCUUCAUCUUCAGUAUGUUAACUAGUUAGGUUCGGCAUGUACUCAUUGCUUUUUGAGUGCUUUGUUCAUUGUUUCUGUAAGUUCAACUAUGGGCUUUAUUAUUUUUUUCAUAAAGUUUGCCUCAUUAUUGAGUUGGUUUAAUUUACUAGUUUCUUCCUUUUGCUCUCAUUUAGAAUCUGUACUUUUCCCAUUUAUGAGAUUAUUAGAUUUUCUGAAGUCAAUUCUGUAGUAAGAGAAAUUUGGAUUUAAUGAAUUUCGUACUAUGAUGAUGUCACCUGAUUGUUAGAGCUGAUUAUAUGGUCAUAUGCUAACGUACUAGUAGCACAAGACUGCAAGUCAUAUUUUAGACAGCCAAAAUUUGCUAGGGUUAUUGACAAUGCUGUUCUUUGGGUUGUUAUCCAAACAGAAUAAAUAAUGUUGGUAAUCAUGGUAACAUGGGCCAUGCAUGAACCUCUUUGAACUGUCUUCAAAGUCUGAUAAUACUGCCAAAAAAGGAAAAUUAAAUAUGGUUUACUAUGAUAUUGCAUGAUUGCAUCUUUGAUUUAGAUAUAAUUUAAAAUGCAUUUUCCUGGCUUCUUCUAAGCAGAUGCCUCAUCAGCUAUUUCUUUAUUCUUUCUCCUAUAUAAUGUGCUCUUGUCCAAAAUAAAUAAUAGAUUGUCUUAGAUCUAGAACAGAUAGCUACAAUUGUACUGUUAAAUUAUAGGUCAUGAUGUAUUUUGCCAUGAUCAAAGGAAAUUGUUUUCAUGUAAUUUGCUGUCAAGAAUUGAGGUCUUUCAUGCUGGUUUAUGAGUAAAUUGAUCUACGGUUACCACCUUUUCAGCAUUAAUUGUGGGAAGGUUCUGUUGGAAUAUCGGAAAUGGCAAAAGGUAGCAGGGGAAGACACAGGAUUGCUUCUCGUCAAUUCAGAGUGACUCCAUACCCACUGGCUUCUUGCAAAAGGGACAUUUGUGAGGACCUCUGCCAAAACAAAUGUUCUAAGGCUUUGGAAAAGAAAGAGUGGGAAGAUGUUACAUGUUCUGUGUGCAUGGAAUAUCCACACAAUGCUGUUCUUCUUCUUUGUUCUUCUCAUGACAAGGGUUGCCGUCCCUAUAUGUGUGGAACUAGCUUUCGUCAUUCCAACUGUCUUGAUCAGUACAAGAAAGCUUAUACCAAGGCAAUUUCACCUAAUAGGCAACCUAUGCAAGGCACUCCAGGUCUGCUACAAGAUUCAAACAUGCAUCUUGAGAAGAGUGAAUCCACAGAGCUUGCAUGUCCUCUAUGCAGGGGUCAGGUGAAAGGUUGGACCGUUGUGGAACCUGUUCGGGACUAUCUGAAUGCAAAGAAAAGAGGCUGCAUGCAGGAUGACUGCUCAUUUGUUGGGAACUAUAAGGAGUUGAAGAAGCAUGUGCGGGCAGAGCAUCCCUCAGCACGCCCACGGAUGGUGGAUCCUGCCGAUGAACAGAAAUGGAGAUGGCUCGAGUGGGAGCGUGAAAGAGAAGAUGUUAUCAGCACAGUAACAUCAGCAAUGCCUGGGGCAGUAGUUUUUGGAGAUUAUGUUAUAGAAGGUCAUCAUAAUGACUUUGAUACAGAUGAAGAGGAGGGUGCAGGUAAUGCAGGAAGAAAUGGAAGAUUUCAGAUGGGUUUAGAGGCAAUGAAUUUCUUCCUCCUGUUGCAUGCGGUUCGGCAAGGGAAUGAGCUUAACAACCUUGGUAGACGGCUGAGGCCUGAGCUGACCCACAACAGGGUUGCAGGUCAGAAUGCAGCUGCCGUGCUGGAUAUCUCAGAUGAAGACAAUGAUAAUGAUGGCAGGUACAAUGAAGAUAAUAAUAGCAGGUACAAUGAAGAUACUGAUGGCGGUGUAUCUUUGGUUAGCCGUCUCCACCGCCAUGGUGGUGGCAGAGUUUUAUUGGGUCGUUCUGGUAGGAGGCGGAGAUGUAGAGAAGCACGUGCAAGGAUUGGAGAUAGUUGAAGAUCGUGCAUGAAACAGGAGGUUGGCAAAGGACAAGUUUCGUAGGCAUAUCAGAUUAGAAAAUUCAGCACCAUGUAGUGGUGGCUUAAUAACAUUUGAAGGGCUUUCUCCCCCAAAACAGGAAAAUCAAAAGAUGGGCAUUUUUAUUUUUUUAAAAUCUUGUAAUUUCGUUUACAUGUACAUCCCUACCUUCCUCCUAUUGCUUUUGCACAUUCCAAUGUGAAUUCACUUGUGUAAACAUUUGAUUUUUAUGAAAUCUUUGACAAGAAGUUGAUUGUCAUGUGACUG